AUGCUGGUUACCUAUUUGGAAGCCAGCCGGGACCUUUGCGAGACGGACUCAAUUCUUUUUGGCGCCUCACUGGCAGUCUGCCGUAUUAUAGGCGUCAAACUUUCCACGGCUGCACGCGCUACUGGACAAAGUAGUGCUAUCCCAGCCUGGAGAAUAAGAAUUGAAGAACGUAUCGCAAAGGCUAGAGCCCUCAUCGGCAGACUGAUAUGUUUCAGGUCAGGCAAUACCAGACCAAGGAUUGUGUGCACCGUCAGGAUGGCGUUUGCUGGGACAAAUGUUAGUUUGUCCCAGCCGCAUAUAAUGCAAAAACUGACGGAGCGUAUAGACGACCUGAAGCAAAGAAUCGCUGCUUGGGGAAAGCGGAUUCGGCAAUAUACCGAGAGGUCGACACGGUUCAACCAGAAUCGUCUCUUUCAGAGUGAUCAGAAGAGGCUCUAUAAAUCAUUAGAGCGACCAAUAGUAAGUGGAACGGGCCCAGCACCAAAUCAGGACGACAUGGUCGCAUUCUGGCGCAGCCUGUGGUCAGAGCCCGUGAAUCACAACGAGGGCCCCUGGACGGAAGUUGUGGCGAGUCAGUGUGCGGGUAUUACGCCCAUGGACCCCGUCGUCAUAACGCCGGAUGACGUAGCUAAGGCGGUCCAUAGGGCCCCGACCUGGAAAAGUCCGGGGCUUGACGGGCUGCAUCACUACUGGCUGAAGGGGUUCAUGGUUUGUCAAGCUAUGCUCGCCCGACAGUUUCAAGAGGCUCUCAACCAGAAGUCGCUUCCAAGCCUCUUCACUACUGGGAUCACUCAUUUGGUUCCCAAAGAUGAGGGUGCCACAGACCCGAGCGAAUACCGCCCCAUCACGUAUCUACCGACUAUAUACAAGACACUAACAUCCAUUUUGAGCGCGAGAAUCGCUCGUCACCUGGACUCAAAUCAGGUGAUGUCGCGCGCUCAAAAUUGA
Molecule: messenger RNA, 948 nt
Organism: Parnassius apollo (apollo)
Lineage: Eukaryota; Metazoa; Arthropoda; Insecta; Lepidoptera; Papilionidae
Source: the annotation of a GenBank genome assembly